GAAACAGCCAAGCAGGUUGGACCAGCUGACCUGGACCUGGCCAGCAGCCGUGUCCUCCAUCGCAGUCACCCCGCCAUCCUGGCUGACCAAGACAAUGUUUCCCUUCAAGGUGAGCAAAUGGAUGGAACUUGCCUGCUUCCACUCACUGGUGGUCCCCUCAUCCAACAUUCGCCAGGAGAAACUAAUCCACAAGCUGCAGGAAGACAAGGUGUUUCGGGAAGAGAGGAGACACUUCCGUGAGAAGAUAGAAGGCUUCAGGGAAGAGAUGUGGAAUUUCCGUGGCAAGAUCUGCACUUUCAGGGGCCAGAUCUUGGGCAUUUGGGAAGAGGAGAGACCUUUCUGGGAAGAGGAGAAAACCUUCUGGAAAGAGGAAAAAGCCUUCUGGGAAAUGGAAAAAUCUUUCUGGGAAGAAGAGAAAGCCUUUUGGAAAAAGUACCGAAUCUUCUGGAAGGAAGAUAAGGCCUUCUGGAAAGAGGACAAUGCCUUGUGGGAAAGAGACCGGAACCUCCUUCAGGAGGACAAGGCCCUGUGGGCGGAAGAAAAGGCCCUGUGGGAGGAGGAAAGAGCCCUUCUGGAGGAGGAGAAGGCCCUGUGGGAGGAUAAAAAGGCCCUCUGGGAGGAGGAGAAGGCCCUCUGGGAGGAGGAGAAGGCCUUCUGGGUGGAAGGGGGCGCUCAGGUUGCGGAGGAGCAGAGGCUGGCAGGGGGGCACCGCAACGCCAGUGGGGGGCCCCGGUCGGCAGCCUCCUGCCGGGGCAGGGCGUGAGCACAGGAGACGAAGGGCUGGGGGGUCCUCACCGAUGGACUGGGACUCGAGUCCGGGGUGACCCCAUGUGCUGAAGAAAACACGCUCUUAUUUGUCUCCUGGCUUCAAAAGAUCUAAUAAAGUUCUGAGGAGAGGU
Molecule: messenger RNA, 899 nt
Organism: Balaenoptera musculus (blue whale)
Lineage: Eukaryota; Metazoa; Chordata; Mammalia; Artiodactyla; Balaenopteridae
Gene: CCDC70
Product: coiled-coil domain containing 70
Exons: 2
Coding region: 95-763 (222 amino acids)
Source: RefSeq, a predicted model, not a curated record